Messenger RNA from Lepisosteus oculatus (spotted gar), 4322 nucleotides. The record is from RefSeq and is a predicted model, not a curated record. Lineage: Eukaryota; Metazoa; Chordata; Actinopteri; Semionotiformes; Lepisosteidae.
AUUCCUUCCAGACGGCUCCCAGCUCCACUCAGCCUGCUUUCCAAACGAGUCCCGGGGUUAAUCCUUACGGGGGAAAUCGGUCAGCCGGAGCGUGAUGCUGACCACAUCACCUCCAGUGUCGGAUGGUCAAGAAAAAUGGUGGCCCUUGCCUCCCCUUCCCCAAUGGGCCUUUAUGGCCUGAAAAAGGACCUACCUACCUGUAACAAAAUAAAUCAAUCGACAGUACAGAAGAAAACUCACAAAUUUCAAAGUAAGCACAAAACCGUGCAUUCGGAGUCGCCGUGUUGUGGCAGACCCCUGGGAACUUAUUCGAGUCCCCAAGAAUUGCAACGUGAACCGGCCCUUCCUGCUCACUAGUCCCUGCCCUGACCAAUGCAAUGCGAUGUUCGAGCGAAUAAGUACAGGUAGCGCAGCCGACAUUUCACCGCAGAAUUAUUCCAGCGUGAUCCGCAUGCAGAGCUAACAAGCAGUAUUUGUCUGCAAAACUGUCUCGAAGUUGAGAACAAUAUUUCUAUCGGAUGAAAAGAGCUGUAUGCACAAGCCGGCUUAUUUACAACGUAAUGGGGCCACAUCAUCUCACCACAAGUUUUGUUGCCUCGUUGUGAAAGGCAGGACAGGGCACUGCACAUACCUGGAAAUUUCAUGUAUUUUGUGAUGUAAAUUGGAGGUUUUACCAGUUACUGUGUACAUCAAUGCUGACCCCGAAAUAUGAAAAUAAUGUUACAGUCCCCCUUUAAUAUUACUGGUGGGCUGUGAAACUUCUCACGGACACGCUGGAAGAAAAUCCCUGGGAAAGUUUGAGUCAUCUCAGGGAAAAUGGAGGCUGCUUAAGGCUAGGAACUACGGAUGGUUAUUCUAUGGAUAAUCAAUAUCCCUCAGUUUUCCCUAUUAGUGUCAAUAAAACAUGAUGUCACUUUUCCUUUCCAUCUAAAGCAGGGAUAUUUUUUCCACAUCUCAGGUUCCACAAUCUAGUAGAGCAGCCGUAGGCUCUGUCUGUCUUUCUACAGGAGAAGCUAUUCCGAGUGGGUCCCAGCCAAGUCACGUAUUUCAGAUGUGUUAGUUCAUUAAAAGACUUUUACAGCAACUGCUGCUUUGAAGAUGUGCAAUACUGAUGUCACGGUAUCACAGCUGGGCACUUUCCUCAUUCACACUCUCUCAUGUUGUGAAUAUAAGGUACAGGAAGAACAGCUUACUAUCCACAGUAAAGGAUUUCCAUUUUACUAGUUGUUAUUUUACCAGCUACUUGCAUGCAAACUUAAUUUUCACUUCCAGUUCAUUUUCUUAAAAUCCUAAUUACUGCCUUCUUGUCCACUUUGAUUUCGUUUUUGAGGAUUUUUAAACACUGCAUGUGAAAUUAAUGAAUUAAUGUAUUUCUGAAGACAGUAUGUGGGUUGCAAGGUAGUAGACAUCUCAGAUUGAACCCUGCUGAGAGUAUUUUCAAAGUGUCCAAGUCUUUCACUAGUUUUCUGCUUAUAAUAGAAGGGCAGAAUGGUCAAGGCAUGAGAGACUGACCUCAAGUCUAACGUCUGAAUAUGUGUAAAGGUUAGUGCAUUCUUUCGUGUAUCUCCCAAAAGCUUUAUAAAAAUGCCACUUCUAUACAAACCCAUGGUCACAUUGCAAACUGUACUGGUUUUGACAAUGACUCUCGUCAUUUUGUACGUUUCCCGUUGUAAGUGAAAUAAACUCAUGUAGGCUCCCCAUAUACCAGAAAUAAUUUCUGAUAUAUAUCAGAAAUAUCAGCGCUUGCAGAUUUGUCUCUUUCAGCAGGAACGUCGGUGUCCUGCAGCUGGGUGUGAGAAGAGCUGUGCCGAAUCGUACUGUGCCAACAGUGGGAUCACUGAAGUAUCAGUGAGAGGACAGAACAAAAGCGCUGCUGUGAAGGUCAUGUGCGCAAAUAUCAGGCCAGAGUCUCCCAGGUCCAGUUACUCUGUUACCGGAACUGGCUGAAAUCGAUCCACAGCGGCCCGACAUCGCCUGUCCCGGUCUGCCCGGACGAGGGACGCCACAGAACUUGCGCAGUCCCUCCGGGACACCCCCCCAAAACACCCCACUGCCACGGCGCGAUCACCUGUUCACUGCGCAAUAACCAGCUCCUGGUUAGGAAUAAUAAAGGCAGACGUGCAGUUAUUCCAGUAGUAUCUCCCCGUAACCCCAGAGAUAUAGUUCUCUCAGAGAGUCUAGGAUAUUUAAUUGGGAACGUGUUUUUUUCUGCACCGCUGUGCUUUGACAAACUUUUGGGCUACAGUGUUGCGCGGAACCAGCAGCAGAGCGAAGCGGCCGUUUCAACCCCCCGAGCGCUGCUAGUUGGAGAUACAGUAUUAUUCCCUCUCUGGUGUCUUCAGGGGGGUGGAAGCUUGUGACUAUAGUGCAGGCAGUCUGUCAUCCUUCUUGUAACGAAUCAAGGAGGCGGAUGAAUCUGUAGAGAUGCAGUUCAUCGGAUUUGGGACCGAUUACGCUCCUUAACGCAAUUUUCUCAUUGCUCGUCUAGAAUAGCAGUGUGUGGUACAGGAGUACUUCGACCCGGUACCAAUGCUUUUAUUUGCUUCAUUGGCUACGAGCCCUAAACGUCCAAAUCAAUCGGAAAGGCACAGAUCGCAUAAAUACACCGAGCGCAAGAUUGUGUUCUGGAUAUCUUUUCCGUUUACAAAAAAUACCCCCAAGCAACAACGUUAAUGAAAUUGUUUAUUAGAGAUAUAACGCCGCACGUCUGUGGAAACCUAUGUUUAGUUUUUGAUAAUACUCAAGCUCGUCUUCUCGAUGCGACACCGGAAAAACGAGAGCGCAGCCUGCGCCCUCCCCCACCUUCCUCGCCGUAUGGCGUCUUUUAAGCUCACUCCGUCGGGCCGAGAGACGCUGAACGUACCUCCAGCAGGGCGACAGAUUAGCUCUGCUAAUGCGAGACGGCCUCUGUGUAACUCUGCUGUUAAUUAAGCAGAUGCCACGGGUAUUUUUCGCCACUUGUUGAAAACCGGUGUCCGGAACGGGUGAAGAUGGCGGGAAGAGGCCGUGGACGGGGUCUGGCCGCCUUAACUUUCAAUAUCGAAGCCCUCGGCCUCACCCGAGGGGAAGCGCUACCAGAGACCUCGUUCAGGCCGAAGCCCCUGUUCCCGGAUGUGGACUUCAAGCCAGUGCCCUUGAAAAUGGGAGAAGACCAAGAUUAUAUGCUGGCCCUGAAACAGGAGAUGAGGGCUGCAGUGAAACUCCUGCCUUACAACAUACCUUUGCCAGCUGAAAAGAAAGAUGUGGAAAAAUACACAAAGGAAAAAACCAGAGAAGGGGACAACACCUGGAAACCAGACUGGCGACGCCUUCCGAAAGAACUAAUGCCACAGAGGAAGAAGCAAACAAAACCCAAGGCUAACAAGAAAUCUAAGCCAAAAACAAGUGCAGGAAAAGAAGAAAUUUUGAGUAAGUUAGAGAACUAUCAUUGGUGCAGGACCUGGAGAAGAAAGAUGAAGAAAGGAAAUCUGAUGAAGAAGAGGCAGAGAAGAAGAAAGAAGAGGAAGAAGAAGAGGAAGGUGUACAGGGAGAGGAGUACGAUGAGGAAGAGUUGGAGGAGGAGAAUGACUACAUCGCCUCCUACUUCGAAGAUGGGGAUGAUUAUGGUGCUGGCAGCGAUGACAACAUGGAUGAAGCCACUUACUAACCUGCUCUUAAACUAUGUGCCUGUGAAGCAUCACACCUGUGUCAUGUAAAGGACAGUGUCCUUAAAACUUCAUGGGGCAAAGGUUUACAGACAAUCCUGUCAGAUGCACUUUAAAUUAUAGUUUUGACUAUCUACUUUUAGUUACAUACAGUAUUUAUUAUUAUGGUGCAAUAGGGUCCUGCUGUUAUAGCUCAGUAUUUAUAUCCAGAUUAGUUUGUUUCAAUUUUAGACAGGAAAUGUGCCUUUAAAAUAGAAUUUUAUAGAACUUAAAUCUAUUGCAUUUAAUGGCAAUAUAAAAACAGCUGACUGUACAAUUGCAAGGUACAGUAGGUCACAGGAGUGUCUAAAAAUAGGUGUUUUUAGGGAGAGUUGGACGAGUCUUCAUCUUUAUGGCAUCUAAAGAUGUUCAUUCAUUACCAAUUCAGAUGAUGUCAAUUGUUUGAGGGGAGUAAGCUACAUCCAACAGUCUUACGUUGCCUAAAAUACAUUUGCGCCUCCUGAAAGAACCAGGUUAGAAAUGAGAAUUCAAGAAUAAAAAAUGAAUUUGUGGUUAAGCUUCAUUUAUACUUUUGCUUUUCACAAACUUUAUGUUGCCUUCAAUACUGAAGAGAAAACAAUAUUUUGCACUGUUCAAGGAUAUAAGCUUUACUUUCUGAGAAAUAAAGUUCUGUGCGCA